Messenger RNA from Fusarium graminearum PH-1, 558 nucleotides. RefSeq lists its product as uncharacterized. NCBI's taxonomy places the organism in Eukaryota, Fungi, Ascomycota, Sordariomycetes, Hypocreales, Nectriaceae. The record is from RefSeq and is a predicted model, not a curated record. The transcript is spliced from 2 exons. The coding region runs from base 1 to 558 and encodes 185 amino acids.
AUGGGCAAAAGUAAAGCAGUCCCUCCUCUCUGUUCGCCUGAUGCAGCUAUUCUUAGCGAAGCUGUCCCUGCUUUUUGUUCUCCUGGCGCAGCCAUUCUAAGCGAAGACGAUCUUCCCCUGAAGGAACUCCGUUCUUUCGAUGAUCUGAUCAAAGCAUUAAAUCCCAAUCUAGAAGAUUCCCGAAGACCAGUACCUGCCAAAGAACCAACCAAGCCUCCAAAGCCUACUCUAUCGGAUAUUGGAGUUGAAGCAGGGGUUUGGAAAGAUGACCGCAAUGCCGAAGCUAUAGAUAGCAUUGCGUCACGCGGCCAUGGUUCGAAAUCAGCCAAACGCAAGGCCGAAGACGACGGGAGAUCAGUCAGGCGUGCGAAAGCCAAAGAGCCUGGCAAAAAGGCAUACUGCACUGUAUCAGUUACCAAGAAAUCCGGCAUCAAUAUCAAAUGGAAAGAUAAGACUAGCAGUUUUGCUGGUCCCGAUAAAGUCCAAUUGAUUGGUUAUACAACCUUCUCUCGAGUUAAGUUUAAAGCAAUAGAGAAACAUAACCGAUUUCAACGAUAA